Messenger RNA from Xyrauchen texanus (razorback sucker), 843 nucleotides. RefSeq lists its product as uncharacterized. Gene Ontology annotation, biological process: negative regulation of canonical Wnt signaling pathway; multicellular organism development. NCBI's taxonomy places the organism in Eukaryota, Metazoa, Chordata, Actinopteri, Cypriniformes, Catostomidae. The record is from RefSeq and is a predicted model, not a curated record. Gene Ontology annotation, cellular component: extracellular region. Gene Ontology annotation, molecular function: co-receptor binding; receptor antagonist activity. The transcript has 6 exons. Bases 1 to 843 code for a protein of 280 amino acids.
AUGGAGGGCCUAACGGAAAUACGCCAAGUGACCACAUCUAUGGAGGCGAAACUUUUCACCCCGAUCACAAGAAUGGACGAGGCUGAAAAGCGAAUCGAGUAUCUGGAAGCAGCCAAAAAAGAGCUGCAGACUAACCCGUCAGCAUCCAAAACUGAUAUGAAGGCCUUCAGUAUGACCACAAAGUCAUGGAUGCUGCAGGUCCUGUAUGUUUGUAAGUGCACAUACCCUAUUCAAGCGAGGAUCUGGGCCUGGAUGCUGUCUAUACCUUAUAGCCCACCUGAAGAUGGACCCGUUGGACUUAGAGACAGAGAGACGGAGAUGCCAGCAAACACUUGUGACCAGGACCGUGCCUGUGGAAAGGGAUUUUCCUGUGACCGCCAUUUUGGCCUAUGUGUCCCUCUGAGGCAGGAAGGACAGUACUGCAGGCGAGACACUCAGUGUGUGCGAGGGCUCAGCUGCAUGUUUGGCAGGUGCAUCAGAAGCAUUCCAGAUGGGCAGGAAGGGGCUCGAUGUAAAUUUGACAGAGACUGUGCAGCAUCUAUGUGCUGUGCCUGUCAUCAUGGCGAGAGAGUGUGCAAGGGUCGGCUGGUAUUGGGUAAGAGCUGCUUUGUGCCUGAUGGUGGACUGGCAUUCAGCAUCAACCAGAUCUGCCCAUGUGAAGAGGGUCUGUUAUGCCAUGGCCAUGGAGAACAUCUUAAAAGAGAAGCCCAGCGGGCCGGAGAGUACCAGAUACUGAUGGAGACUUCAGACAGAGUGCUGGGGGCCGUACUCUCACAGGUGGUGAAGGUGGAGGAGCGCCGAGUUCUGUACAUCAGCCGCAAGCUCUCCUUGAGCAAAACAUAG